This is a messenger RNA of Acanthosepion pharaonis, 843 nucleotides long. NCBI's taxonomy places the organism in Eukaryota, Metazoa, Mollusca, Cephalopoda, Sepiida, Sepiidae. The record is from the annotation of a GenBank genome assembly.
AUGCCAUUAUCCAUUACUCCACCAUUCCUCAGCUAUCCAUUACUCCACUAUGCCUCAGCUAUCCAUUACUCCACUAUGCCUCAGCUAUCCAUUACUCCACCAUGCCUCAGCUAUCCAUUAAUCCACCAUGCCUCAGCUCAUCCACCAUGCUCCACCAUGCCUCAAUCCACUCCUCCAUGCCCCCUCAGCUCCAUUACUCCACCAUGCCUCAGCUGCCAUUAUUCCACCAUGCCCGUCAGCUAUCCAUUACUCCACCAUGCCCUCAGCUAUCCAUUACUCCACCAUGCCUCAGCUAUCCAUUACCCACCAUGCCUCCCAGCCAUCCAUUACUCCACCAUGCCUCAGCUAUCCAUUACUCCACCAUGCCCCAGCUAUCCAUUACUCCACCAUGCCUCAGCUAUCCAUUACUCCACCAUGCCCCAGCUAUCCAUUACUCCACCAUGCCUCAGCUAUCCAUUACCCACCAUACCCAGCUAUCCAUUACUCCACCAUGCCUCAGCUAUCCAUUAUUCCACCAUGCCUCAGCUAUCCAUUAAUCCCACCAUGCCUCAGCUAUCCAUUACUCCACCAUGGCUCAGCUAUCCAUUAAUCCACCAUGCCCUCAGCUAUCCAUUACUCCACCAUGACUCAGCUAUCCAUUACUCCACCAUGCCCUCAGCUAUCCAUUACCCACCAUGCCUCAACUAUCCAUUACCUCCACUAUGCCUACAGCUAUCCAUUACUCCACCAUGCCUCAGCUAUUCAUUACUCCACCAUGCCUCAGGUAUCCAUUACUCCACCAUGCCUCAGCUAUCCAUUAAUCACCAUGACUCAAUUAAUCCACCAUGCCCAGCCAUCCAUUAA